Staurois parvus is the source of this 378-nucleotide messenger RNA. The record is from the annotation of a GenBank genome assembly. Lineage: Eukaryota; Metazoa; Chordata; Amphibia; Anura; Ranidae.
GGACACAGAGGAUCACCGAUCAACAGAAAAAGCAGAAGACGUCGGCUUGGUCAUGUGAUCAGCUGUGUCCAAUCAUAGCUGAUCGCAUGUGACAUGUACACUGAUCAUCAGGGCACUGAUGAUCCAUGUGCCCUGAUGAUCAGUGUAGCCCCAGCAGUGCCACCUGUCAGUGUCCAUCAGUGCCAUAUCAAUGCCACAUAUCAGUGCCUACCAGUGCACAUCAAUGCCACAUAUCAGUGCCCAUCUGAGCUGCCUUUCAGUGUCACCUAUCAGUGCCAGUCAGUGCCACCUAUCAAUGCCAGUCAGUGCCACAUAUCAGUGCUGCCAAUCAGUGCCACCUAUCAGUGCCAGUCAGUGCCACCUAUCAGUGUGCAUCGG